Molecule: messenger RNA, 5393 nt
Organism: Patiria miniata (bat star)
Lineage: Eukaryota; Metazoa; Echinodermata; Asteroidea; Valvatida; Asterinidae
Gene: vwa3a
Product: von Willebrand factor A domain-containing protein 3A-like
Exons: 32
Coding region: 176-3946 (1256 amino acids)
Source: RefSeq, a predicted model, not a curated record
UGUACGCAUGCGCGAUGGAAUACUAUUGGCAACCGGGACAAUCAAGAUAAGCAAGUGAAUUUCUGCGCUGUUUUUACCCAAGAUUUUCUAUAUUUUACCUUCCCAAAAUAACUGUGUGGCUAUGGAUUUCGAGUAGGAAAAGUUGACUUCUUUCAAGAACCCACAGCAAUGAUGAAUGGGGACUUUCGGAGCGAAAGUUGUCUUUCGUAUUAGACCGGGCACAUCAGCAACGUACACAAUGGAUGACUCUGAUGAAGAAGACAUUAAUCUUCCUUCAAGUGGAGAAGACCAGAAAAUUAUUAGGAGACCUAAGACCUCCAAGCAGACGUUUCUGACCCAAAGCCGGGCGACAAAGAAGCGGAGUGCAAAUGCCAAGAUGAAAACCCGCCGGUCUUUAGAGGACAGACCUCCAUGGGUCCAGCCGUCUGUCCGUGGGGCCAUGCCCACCCCUGACAUGACGGUGACACACAUCAACCAGACCCACGACAGGGUGAGGGCACGCGACAUGGCGGCCAUGUUUAACGAGGGCCAGACCUCCACCGAUUGGCUGAAGAAUCACAGCAUUGAGCACUUCAACCUGACCCUCAAGGAUCUGCUGAGCAAAGGCCAAAUUAUCAGACCAAAGAACAACAAUAACAAGCGCUUGGAUGGCCCACCGCGGGAGCUACAGUUUGAGGCCAGCGUGGUAAACGAGUUUGAGUACAAGCUUUAUGAGAGCAUCGAGAUGUACCACAACCGCAUCCGCUGGCUGCUCAAGGGCAGCAAGAAGACCUUUGGUAUGAUCAAAGGGAACAAGGUAGCCCUGGUCAUCGACAGCUCCGACUCCAACUGUGGCUUUGGUCGGAUCAGCCACUUCAGAGAGUCACUUAUGGAGUUGAUCGACGAGCAACUACACAACCGGGAAAUGCUGUACCUGAUGUCGUUUGGUACAGACCUGGACACGUUAUGGCACACUCCCAGAUACACCAACAUCAGGAUCCUGGACGAAGCCCGGUACUGGGUGAACAGCCUGUCAGGCACCGGGGGCUGCAACCUGCUAGCUGCUCUCAAGAAGGUCCUGAAAGUCAAGGACAUUGACUCCAUUGUCCUGGUCAUGGGCAGCUGUCCUGAUCAGAAUGCUGAAGCCCUGGUUGAGUACAUAGAGCAAGCCGCUGUAGGCCGGCAGGUCCCUUUACACUGUGUGACAUUUGACUGCAAUAAUCAUCUCACUAAUCUGACACUACGCAAGCUAGCUGACAUUUCAGGUGGCCGGUAUCACGUCUACGCAUCAGGCUCAGAGGAGCAAAUCUACACCGGCACAGACAUCACCAUGCUGCUGAGAGAGAUCCGAAUAGCCCAGGACGUCAUCAACAAGAUACAGGAAAUGAGGCAAGGCAUGAUGGGAGAUGCCCUGGUCAGCAUUCUCAACGAGAUAUCCUUGGAGGUACAGAAGUUACCGCAGUCGCGGUUUCUGCCCAGGCCCCCUAACCACACCGGCCCACUGGUCCUAGAAGAGGCAGCUUUCUUACCCAAGACAUCCGAGGAUUGGCUGCAACAGAACGGACUCAAAGGGAAAAGAUUGUCCUUGUACCAGGUCUUAGCUCCGAAUGCCUUCAACCAGAUUGAGGAGUUCAUUCCAAUCAUCAGAAAGUCAGUCAGGUCACAGACUCAUGAGAAAGCCAUGACUCAGUUUGAGUGGCACGACGGAACCAUCAAGAACGUCCACGUAGACCCGGCGCUUCUCUUUGAUUACCAGAAACAGCUAGGAGCUACGGUCAAACUCUACGAGAGACGGGUAGACUGGCUGUCCAAGGACAGUAGGAGGCUGUUUGGUACCCUGACCGAGAAGAGGAUUGUGAUUCUGAUUGACCUGUCGCUGAGCAAUGCCAACUACCUGGUCCACAUCCAGCACUCCCUGCGUUUGCUGCUGCAACAGCAAAUGCUCAACAAAGAAGCAUUCAACAUCAUCGGUUUCAGCAGCACAGCGCGUUCCUGGAGGCCCUUUAUGCAGGAACCCACAGAGCAGAACCUGCAGAUGGCAUGGAAGUGGGCGCUCGGUCUGGAGUGUGGCGGCAGUCGCAAUUUCCUCGCUGCCCUGAGACUGGCCCUGGAGAACGAGGAAGAUCGCAAACGCAAUAUGACUGUAGACGGUAUCUACCUCUUCACCAGCGGCAUCCCCGACCAGCUCCCCGAGGUCAUCUGCUCCUUCAUGGAGGAAGCCACCAUCGCCCAGCCAACCCGGCUCCACUCCAUCCUCUUCAACGUGGACGAUUACGACAGCAACGGGGCCAUCCCGGGCCGCUACGCCAACAUCACGCAGACGGCCGAGUGCCUGCGCACGCUGGCCCACGUGACGAGGGGCCGGUUUCACUGGUUCCGGGAGACGGGGAUCAUUGAGAGUGACGACAUCAAGGGUAUACUGAGCGAGAUGGACAAGGCUGUCAACUACUCUCAGAAGUGUGCAAUGCUUGUUGAUUCAGUGAAGAAAAGAUCUCCAAAAUAUCAAGCUGAGUUGAUGAACGGUUCCUCAGACGACCAGCCCAAGAUGCUACCCAUGAGACCUAGCUCAGCUAAGAGGAAGGCCCUGCCAGCCCCCAAGCACACGGAGCUCAGCCUGGCAAGACUGCAAAUCACAGAGAACAAGGAUAAAGAAGAUGGCAAACCCCUCCCUCGGAGCAGGCCCUCUAGUGCCAAGAAAGAGCCAAGCAAAAUGGACUCCAACAGGAUUGCCUCAGAGAAGGACCGUAAGUCCAAAAGGCCCAGCAGUGCUCAUAAGAGCAAGCCAUCCAAGCAGGUCUUCUACACGGAGUUCAAGAAUGAAGUGGGGACUGUGUACAAGCAGUACCCGGACAUCCUGAGCAAGAAGAAGAGUGUCAGGAAGGCCAUCAACCAUCCAGUCAUACCUGACAGGGAGGAACUCAAGACAACCAAAGAGUGGCUGAAGCUGUACGGAUUGAGCAAGCUGAGGUUAGAUCUGAGCAAGCUGGUGUCUGGACCAGAAUGCACCCAUGCCAAGAGACACAUCGGGACACUCAACAAAUCGGUCACUGCAAAAUAUUGCACGAUAUUUCCAAGUGUCAACAUCAAGGGCACUGUGAGGCAUCUGCAGAUGCAAGCCCACGAACUGCAAGACUACGAGAAACAGAUUGAGCUGGUACUCCGCAGGUACCUACGCAGACUGCAGUGGCUGCUGGGCGCCAGCCGACGGACAUUCGGCGCAGUGGUGGAGAAAAAGGUGAUAGUGCUGGUGGACACGUCAGGAUCGAUGGUAUCUCACAUGGAGGAACUCAAGCGAGAACUGGUAGCCCUCAUCUGGGACCAGUUCCAACGAGAGAACAUCAGCUUUAACAUCGUCCGUUUCUCGGGCGACAUUGAACCCUGGAGGAACGGCCUUGUCGAACCCACAGAAAUCAACUGCCAUGACGCCGUGCGUUGGGUGUCGACCUUUGCCCCCGCCGGAAACACAUGCACCCUAGAAGCACUUGUGCAUGCAUUCAAAGACAAGGACGUGCAGUCAAUCUACUUGCUGACUGAUGGCAAACCGGACAGCAGCACAGCGAGAGUCUUAAGGGAAGUGGCCCAGGUGAACACCAUCAGAGGCGUCAAGAUUCAUACCAUCUCAUUCAACUGCGAAGAUGAAACCGCUAACAUUUUCCUGCGUCAGCUGGCAGCCAUGUGCAGGAGUCGUUACCACCGCUGCUACGCUGGGAUGGAUGGAGAUCUGAUGGCCCAUAAACUGCUGGACGAAGGCUUCAAAGAUAUCGAUCAUCCUAUACUGCCGACCUUUGACAGUGAUGACCUGAAGCAGCUAGUUGAUGAGAUUGAGCAGGCUAGGCACUUCCUGUCUCAGUCCAGAUCCUUCAGACAGCUGUUUGGCACAACUACAAAACCACACGAGAAAAAUAAGUCCAGCAGACACAUGCCUCCCAACCACAUCAAGCCAUCGAUGACAGCGGCAGCCACCUGAAGGACUAUGGAACUCCCCAGCAAAGUUCAAAGAGUAUUGCAAUAUAAAAGAACUGGUUCUUAACCUGUAACAAGGCUGAACUGUUAAACAGAGAAAAGUAGUAGCAGCGGCUCCUCCUUUUGAGGUCAACUUAGAACACAAAGUAUGAAAAACAAAUGAACAAUAGUAACAAAAGCAACAAAAUCCAAAUCUGGUGAUUUGCAUUUAGAGACUUGUGAGACAAUUUAUUGCCCUUCCUGUACAGCUUGUGGAAAAUGUUCAAAUUCACAGUGAAAAAGAGGUUGGAUUUGUCAAUCCAAUAAUGAGUUUCAUAUGUGGGUAUAUUUUUCAAAAUUAUCCCUUUUCAAGCUAGAGUAUAAGAUAUGUUGUGGCGACACUAAGUCGAGUCAGAUUGCAGUGCCAGUGACAGAAUGAACAGAAAUGACAGAAUUUGAACGCCACAUUUUGCCACAAUUUAUCACUAGCUGUGGCAAUUUGUUCAAAACUACCUUCAGAGAAUAAGGAUUAAACCUUGAUUCGAAAUUCGAAACUAAAGCAUACCCUGACUUUUCAGUGAAAUCUGUUUUAUUCAUACUUCUUGGGCCCAUACAACUGAUUAGCUAAACUCACACAAAAAUUGUUUGUUAGUGUGUUUAUUUGUUUGUUUGUUUGUUUGAGCAUGAGGCUGUAUUCGAUUGACCAGGUAUUAUUUCUAUUAUUGUAGAUUUUUGUAAAUAAUUUAGCUGUAUAUUAUGUGCACACGAGCAAUAUUUUGUGAUAAGUAAUUUAGCUACAAGCUUUCGAAAUUCCUCAGAAGUUGAUUGUCUAAAGCUUUUGUUUCAGUGAUUUAUUCUAAUUGGUGAAUGCUUGUUGGUUCAGGUGCAAUACAAAGUUGUCAGAAAAGUGUGUAGAACUUUUUUAUUAUAAUUCCCACGACAGGUCAAAACAAAUUAACCCCCUGUUUGUUUGUUUUUCAACCCAAGUUGAAUUCACAGGCUUGCACGUUUUGAAAGCAGCUACUAUUUUCUCUCUUUUUUUGCCACUUAUUUUCCUUUUUUAGAAAAUGAGACUUUGGGGUUGAGGUUUAUAACUUUCCAAAAAUAAACAAACAAACAAAGGAUUACAUUCAAAAUUUGGUUAAGGCAUUGGUAUGUAGACUUAAUGGAUAAUUUAGUUAAUUGAUACUAAAUCUUAUGUGAUGGACAUAUUUCACAAAUUGUUUUGCCAGUUGCUAGCAUUGAUGCCAAGAUUGUACAUUGCUGUAAAAUAGCAUAGAUUCUUUCUUUUUUUCUUGUUUAUUUUAUCUGAAAUAUUCAGUAUGAUCUUAGACAAAAAUUCUUUUCAUUUUGGAAACGUUCUUCUUUGUUCAAAAGUUACAUCAGGGUCAACAAAUUAUUUUCACUUUUUGUGGACUAUUAUAGAAUCAAAAUCAUUUUGUAAAGAGAGCCUGCAUGUGUAGAUUAUCUGU